AACUACUUCAACUCACUUACUAAAUCAACAUGAAGUUCCUCGCUUGCUUUUUAGUGCUGUCGAUCUUCCUCUUCCUUGGUCAAACUCAGGCUCAAUGCCCGAAUGCGCCAAGAUACUACGGCUGCUCGGGUGGUUAUCAUAGCGGUCACGGUGGAUCCGGUUGCUACGGUGGCACCAGAUGGUAUUACAAUUAUGGAGCUGAUGCGUGCUACAGUUUCUACUAUAAUGGCUGUGGCGGUAACUCGAACCGUUAUUGUUCGCUAGCAGCCUGUCAAAAUAACUGCGAAUAAUAGUAAAGUGUA
Molecule: messenger RNA, 302 nt
Organism: Bactrocera dorsalis (oriental fruit fly)
Lineage: Eukaryota; Metazoa; Arthropoda; Insecta; Diptera; Tephritidae
Product: boophilin-G2-like
Exons: 2
Coding region: 30-290 (86 amino acids)
Molecular function (GO): serine-type endopeptidase inhibitor activity
Source: RefSeq, a predicted model, not a curated record